CAAACCGCUACCACAUUCUUAGACCGAGAAAGUGAGACUCUUGCCGUAAAGGCUUUCUACUUGCAAUAUGUCAAGUGAAUUAGAUAUGAUUACGGUCCCUAUCCUUGGCAAGGAGACCGUAAAGGUUGGUUUCGGUUUAAACGAAUAUGUCGCUACAGAAAUUCUGAAGGAAUUCCAGUCGUCAACGUAUAUUGUAAUUACGGAUUCUAACAUUGCACCUCAUCACUUGGAACCUUUUGAGCGUACGUUUAGGAAUACUAUCAAAAAGAAUGGAGCCGAAUCGAGAUUUUUGAGCUACAUCAUUCCUCCUGGGGAGUCAUCCAAGUGUCGCGCGAUGAAAGCUGAAAUUGAGGAUUGGAUGCUUUCUCAAUCUUGCACUAGAGACACAUUAUUAAUUGCUAUGGGUGGUGGUGUUAUUGGUGAUUUAGUUGGAUACGUCGCUGCGACUUUUAUGCGUGGUAUUCGUUUUGUUCAAAUGCCUACUACUCUGCUUGCAAUGGUAGACUCUUCUAUUGGCGGUAAAACUGGUAUUGAUGCCCCUCUCGGAAAGAAUUUAAUUGGCGCUUUUUGGCAACCUUUGAGAGUCUAUGUGGAUUUACUCGUUUUGCACACAUUAUCUCCUCGUCAAGUAAUCAAUGGCUUAGCAGAAAUUAUUAAAACUGCUGCCAUGUGGAAUGAGAAAGAUUUUCAGUUACUAGAAAACAAUUCUUCUAUCCUCAUGGAAGAAAUUCACAAGCCCGCUGUUUCUGGAGAGUACAAGUAUUUCAAAAUCAAAAACUUGCUUCAAAAGAUCAUUCUUUCUUCCAUCCGCACAAAAUGCGAAGUUGUAACUCUCGAUGAACGUGAGGGUGGUCUUCGUAACUUACUAAAUUUCGGCCAUAGUAUCGGACAUGCAUAUGAAGCUAUUUUGUACCCUCAGAUUCUCCAUGGUGAAUGUGUUGCAAUUGGUAUGAUUAAGGAGGUAGAACUUGCAAGACAUUUGGGUGUUUUGAAACCUAAUGCUGUUGGAAGAUUGGCUAAAUGCCUUGUCUCUUAUGGCUUGCCCGUAAGCGUUAAUGACCCUAAAAUUAAGAAAUAUGCAGGUUUUAAAGAUUGCCCCGUUGAGAAUCUCAUUUUGACCAUGGCCGUUGAUAAAAAGAAUCAAGGAUCCAAAAAGCGAGUUGUAAUUUUGAAGGCUAUUGGUGAGACUUACGAAAAGCAUGCCACUGUAGUUUCCGAUGACGAUAUCCGUUUUGUUCUAUCUUCUGACGUGAAAGUUGGUACUUUUACUGAACAUUCUCUCGACGUUGUAGUUACUCCACCUGGUUCUAAGUCUAUUUCUAAUCGUGCUCUUGUGUUGGCUGCUUUGUCACAAGGUACUUGCCGCCUUACAAAUAUGCUUCACUCUGAUGAUACUCAAUUCAUGAUGUCAGCUUUGGAAUCCCUUGGAGCAGCCAAGUUUUCAUGGGAAGAUAAUGGCGAAACUCUUGUUGUAGAAGGUAGUGGCGGUAAAAUGAGCCCUCCUAAAGAUGCUCUUUAUUUAGGUAAUGCUGGUACUGCUGCUCGUUUCCUGACUGGUGUCUCUGCACUUGUUCCAACUAAGAAUAAUGAACAUGGUGUCGUUCUUACUGGUAAUCAUCGAAUGAAAGUUCGUCCAAUUGGUCCUUUAGUCGAUGCCUUACGGAACAACGGUUGUACUGUUAAAUAUCUUGAAAAGGAAGGCUCCUUGCCUCUUUCUAUGUCUUCGGAAAGUGGCUUAAAGGGUGGUGUUAUUGAACUAGCUGCUACAGUUUCCUCUCAAUAUGUUUCUUCCAUUCUUAUGUGUGCUCCAUAUGCAUCUGAACCAGUCACACUUAAGUUAGUUGGUGGUAAACCAAUUUCGCAACUGUAUAUUGACAUGACUAUUGCCAUGAUGGCUUCUUUUGGUAUCAAUGUCCAGAAAUCUUCUACUGAAGAGAACACUUACCAUAUUCCUCAAGCGAAUUACCAGAGUCCUUCUAACUACGAAAUUGAAAGUGACGCCAGCUCUGCUACCUAUCCUCUGGCCAUUGCUGCUCUUACCGGCACUAAGUGUACUAUUCCCAAUAUUGGUAGUUCUUCAUUGCAAGGUGAUUCUCGUUUUGCUAGAGAUGUGCUUAAGCCUAUGGGUUGCUUGGUUGAACAAACAGCAACUAGUACAACCGUUCAAGGUCCUCCUAAGGGUAAAUUGAAGCCACUUGAAAGUGUUGAUAUGGAAACCAUGACUGACGCCUUUUUGACCGCUUCCGUCGUAGCCGCAGUAGCUUCGAAUGCCGAGGGUGAUGCCAUUACUCGUAUUACCGGUAUUGGCAACCAAAGAGUCAAAGAAUGUAAUCGUAUUGCCGCAAUGGUUCAUGAACUGUCGAAAUUUGGUGUGCGCGCCGGUGAGUUAGAAGAUGGUAUCUACAUUUUUGGCAAAGAUUAUAAGACAUUAAAUUCUCCUGAAGGUGGUGUUUAUACUUAUGACGACCAUCGAGUUGCCAUGGCCUUUAGCUUAUUAGCUAUUCUUGCACCUUCGCCUACCGUUGUUAUUGAUAAAGCUUGUGUUGAGAAAACCUGGCCUUCUUGGUGGGAUGCUUUACGCAAUUCUUUUAGAGUUUCAUUGCAUGGUUCUACCAUCGGUAAUGAACAACAGGGUGCUGUGAUUAAUAAAAAUGCUUCUAUCAUAUUGAUUGGUAUGCGUGGAGCCGGUAAAACUACGAUUGGCAAGAUCAUUUCGAAACAGCUUGAUAUGGAAUUUGUCGACUUGGAUGAAUUGUUAGAGGAUCAUUUGGCUAUGCCUAUCACGGAAGUUGUAUUCAAGUUGGGAUGGGAUGCUUUUCGUCAUGAAGAGCACAAAUUGCUUCGUGAAUUCAUUCGAGAACGUCCUCAUGGUUUUGUUGCCGCAAGUGGUGGUGGUGUUAUUGAAAUGAGCGAGUCACGCAAGUUACUUGAAAAUUAUGUAAAAGACGGGGGCAUUGUUUUACAUGUUCAUAGAAAUCUUGAUCACAUUGUUUCCUAUCUUUCAAAAGAUAUCACCCGUCCUGCUUACAAAGAUCAAGAAAACAUUCGUGAUGUUUACGGUCGGCGCCAUCAAUGGUACCGUCAAUGCCGCUCACACUAUUUUAUCAGUCCAGUUUUAGACGAGAGAGUUGUAGAGGAAAAAAUCGAAUCCUCGAUGUCCAGAUUUUUGGAAGUUAUUACUGGUAAAACACGAUCCUUGCAGCAGCUUACGGAAAAGAAUCGUUCUACAUUUUUGACUUUGAACUUCCCUAAUGUUGAACAAGCUCUUCCUUUGUUAAAUGAGGUGAGUCUGGGUUGUGAUGCCAUUGAAAUUCGGGUUGAUCACUUGAAGGAUCCUAAGGCUAAGAAUGGAGUUCCCACCCUUGACUUUGUCGCAGAACAGGUUGCUUUGCUUCGGUGCCACACUCGUUUGCCCAUUAUCUUUACUGUUCGCACAAAGAAACAGGGUGGUUUGUUCCCUGAUGAUAAGGAAUCAGAAGCCCUUGAAUUAGUUCUAUCAGCUAUUCGUUACGGUAUCAAUUUUGUUGAUGUCGAAUUAGGCUGGAGCAUCGAAUCUAUAACCAAGAUUUAUGAAAGCAAGAGAAACACUAAGCUACUUAUGUCUUGGCACGACGUUUCUGGUACUUGGUCUUGGGCUAGACCUCAUGAAUGGAUGCAAAAAAUUGAAUUGGCAUCUUCGUUUGCUGAUAUUAUUAAGCUUGUUGGUACCGCCAAAACCUUCAACGAUAAUUUAGAGCUUGAGAAUUUCCGUAAUUCUGUAACUCGUACUAUGAAGAUUCCCUUGAUUGCGAUUAAUAUGGGAAGCAAAGGACAGCUUUCCAGAAUUUUUAACAAGUUUUUAACUCCUGUUACCCAUCCUGACUUGCCAUCUAAAGCUGCUCCAGGUCAGUUGAGUGUAAAGCAAUUGCAUGAGGCUUUGGCUUUGAUUGGCGAAAUUGUUCCUCAAAAGUUCUACGUGUUCGGGAAACCAAUUUCACAUUCACGUUCACCUGUCCUUCACAAUACUGCAUAUGGUUUGUUGGGUCUUCCUCAUACUUAUCAAGCUUACGAAACAAACUCUGUUGAGGAAGUGGAAAGUGUACUUCACAGCCCUGAUUUUGGUGGAGCAAAUGUCACUAUCCCUUAUAAACUGCCCAUCAUGCGAUAUAUGGACGAAUUGAGCCACGAGGCUAGAUUCUUUGGCGCUGUCAACACAAUCAUUCCUACCGUGAAGGAUGGGAAGCUGUGUCUUCGGGGAGACAACACCGACUGGCGUGGUAUCUAUGAUACUUUUACUGCUGCCCUGGAUGGAAUGUCUUUGGUUGGAUCCAGUGCUUUAGUAAUUGGAGCAGGUGGCACAAGUCGGGCUGCUGUUUACACAUUGCAUCAUUUGGGUGUUUCGGAUAUUUAUCUUGUGAACCGCACGGUAACCAACUCAUACGCGGUUCAGAACGUAUUCCCUCCUGAAUACAAUAUUAAGGUACUGGAUGCCGAUAAGGUAACGCCUGAAGAAAUAAAGGGUGUCUCCAUUGCUUCGGCCAUUUCUACAGUUCCUGCUGAUAUUGCACUUCCCGAAGGAGUGGAUCGUUUGGUGAAGACGUUGAUUGCCACUGGCGAUAAGCAAUCUAUAUUUUUGGAUAUGGCCUACAAGCCAUUGCACACUCCUUUGAUGGCAGUUGCUUCUGAGCAUGGAUGGCGUUGUUCCAGUGGUCUAGAGGUAUUGGUACGUCAAGGACUUGCGUCUUUCCAAAUGUGGACCGGCUUGAAUGCUCCUUUUAUUCCAGUAUAUAAGAAAGUUAUUGAGUAAAUAGACAAAUUGCCGUACAUCGAAUAAAACAGUUUUGGAAUCUACAACAAAAUUUGAAAGAAUGUAGGAUACUUUGUGUUGGUAUUUUAAUAUAGUGGAUCUAUUCAUUAGAACAAUUCACACAGAAAGCAGUCGCUGAAAAACGGAUUUACAACUUGUUACGAGCUACGACUCAAGAUGAAUAAAAUGCAAAAAAUGUAGGUAUAUAUUAAUUGUUUUGAAUAAAUUAUUACCGGAUUAGAAUCGGAAAUCUUUCAUCAUUGCAUUCAUGCUUCUUACCGGC
This is a messenger RNA of Schizosaccharomyces cryophilus OY26, 5069 nucleotides long. RefSeq names its product pentafunctional aromatic polypeptide Aro1. The transcript has a single exon. Lineage: Eukaryota; Fungi; Ascomycota; Schizosaccharomycetes; Schizosaccharomycetales; Schizosaccharomycetaceae. Gene Ontology annotation, molecular function: 3-dehydroquinate dehydratase activity; 3-dehydroquinate synthase activity; shikimate kinase activity. The record is from RefSeq and is a predicted model, not a curated record. Gene Ontology annotation, biological process: chorismate biosynthetic process; aromatic amino acid biosynthetic process. Gene Ontology annotation, cellular component: cytoplasm. The coding region runs from base 68 to 4786 and encodes 1572 amino acids.